AUGUCUGCGACUUCCAGUCUCGACCGAAUACCCUCCAGCGGACACCUGGACGCCCAGCACGAAGGUGCCACCGACACGAUGUCUACGAAACGCUCGGCUCGUGCGCGUCGGGAAGUCAAUAAAGAAGUCGACAUCCCCGACUCCUCGCCCUCCCGCCCCGCAAAGAAAAGAAAGAAGGAGAAGGUUGUUGAGGAACCCGUCGAGAAGGAUGCCACCCCAGAACCGAUCGCCGCCCCGGAGCCAGAGCCCCUCCCCACCGACCGGGCUGGCAUCCCUAUGGACGACGAUAAAUUGAUCGAAGCCGUCGUACCCUUCCUCCUCAUGCCCGAACGUAUGGUUCAAGUCGCGGAGGACCAUUCCAACGAGAAGUUCAAGGAGAGCGAGAACCAACAAGUCACCGCUUAUGCAAAGCUGGCCGGCAAGGACUGGUCUUUCUAUGUAACAAUGGUCAAGAUUGUGCUUGGCCGACCUCCCGAGGGCGAGAGCUCGGUUCCUGCUGGUACUCUGAACGGCGCCGACGAGACGAAGUCUGCUAAGGAGAUUGGGGUGCACAUUGACCUUGGUCCGAACAAGGUUGUUUCUCGAUCGCACGCCGAGAUUUACUUCGACUCGGAUUCCGAAAGCUGGUGGUUGCUCGUCUGCGGCCGCAAUGGCGUCAAGAUUGAUGAUAAAGCCUACCGCCGUGGUGAGCGCAAAGUCCUGGUCAAUGGAGAGGUCAUAGAGAUUGGUGGUGUCGAGAUGAUGUGGGUCAUGCCGACUGCCAACGGCUCCCUUCGGGUCCACGACAAAUUCCUACAGAGAGCUGGCCUGAUCCAAGCCGCGGACGACGACAAGACCCAGGACGGUUCGAUGGGCUCGGCUUCCUCUGGUCACUUCCAAAUGCCGAAUGGUCAACUGGCCAUCGCUCCGGCUCCAUAUGGCUAUCGCCGCCCAGGCACUCCAACAAUGUUCGGAGGCAAGAUGCCGUAUUUAGCAGGGAAGUCUCCCGGAUACUAUGGUGGCACAAUGCUCAUGGAACCCAAAGAAACCAACUACAGUCUAGAACAAAACUCGCACAUGAAGCCAUUGUUCAGCUAUUCCCAACUCAUCAGCCAGGCCAUCCUCGACGCCGAAGGCGAGAAACUCACCCUCGCGGGAAUUUAUAACUUCAUCACUGACAGGUACGCUUAUUACCGCGCGCAAGUACCCAGCGGAUGGCAGAACUCUAUUCGUCACAACCUGUCUCUGAACAAGGCAUUCGGCAAGGUCGCCCGCGAGACUGAUGAACCCGGUAAAGGCAUGAAGUGGCAUAUUGUCCCUGAAAUGUACGAAGAGAUGGUCAGAACCUGUUGGCGCGGUGGCCGGGGUGGACAUCGAGGCUCGCCAGGCACUGGCUCGCCAGCUGCCUUCAGUGGUGCUAGAAAGGAUCCCACCCAAAAGACGAAGCGCUCUCCACCUUCUGGUUCGCCUGCCUUGAGUUCGUACCCAUCGACCGGCCCCCAAAUGACACCCGAUCGAGGAGGACCACAACUACCGCGGCCUGCAGAGGAGGAUGUUCCAGGCGACGGCAGCCCACUUCCACGACACAAGAGGCCGGCAGGAAAUUCGUUCGGUCUUUCGGACAACGCGCCUGGAAGUCCAACUCUCUCCUCGUCAAUGGUGCAUGAAGACUCGUUCGUAACCCCUGCCCCCCAUCGUGUUCAUCCCCGUCUUGCUCCUCCAAGCACAGCUCAGAGGCCGAGUCAACAUAUGCCAACAAGUUCUCCAGCGCCGUUUUGGAAAUACGCGGACAUCGGCAGCACACCCAUGAGGGCUCCGGCAUUCGACCUGAGUCCAGUUAAAGGCUCUGCCGGACCUCUUCUCCCUCCAAGCAGCAGUCCUGCUCCUGUCCGUAGAGUCUCCGCCGCUAGUCCCACCCGAAAUAGUAUGCCUGUGAAGCAAGAUAUACCCGAAGAUCUCGAGGAUGACGAGGAUCAAGGCUUUGAUCUUGCUCGAGGAUUCCAGAGCAUCAGUUCUUUUCACGCGCCUGCUCCCACUGUCGCUGGCACUGGUCGUCCCUGA
Drepanopeziza brunnea f. sp. 'multigermtubi' MB_m1 is the source of this 2040-nucleotide messenger RNA. The record is from RefSeq and is a predicted model, not a curated record. NCBI's taxonomy places the organism in Eukaryota, Fungi, Ascomycota, Leotiomycetes, Helotiales, Drepanopezizaceae.